This is a messenger RNA of Daphnia pulex (common water flea), 2015 nucleotides long. RefSeq lists its product as uncharacterized. Gene Ontology annotation, biological process: DNA damage checkpoint signaling; DNA repair. The record is from RefSeq and is a predicted model, not a curated record. Bases 256 to 1896 code for a protein of 546 amino acids. Lineage: Eukaryota; Metazoa; Arthropoda; Branchiopoda; Diplostraca; Daphniidae. The transcript is spliced from 9 exons.
UUUUGUCGGCUGCUGAUUAUCGGGUAGUGGGUGCCGACUGCCGAGCCGACUGCCGAGCUUACGAGAUUUGAAUUGAGUCAAGGUCCAAGACUCUAAACUAAAUUGAUUGUUAUUUUUCAAACUUGACCUGAAUAAGAGAAAUUAUUUCUUCCUUUGGGGUGUGAGUGUUUGCUGCACAGAUAUAGAUACCUGAUAGAUAUCAGAUUAUCAGGGUCAGAUAUUUAAUAAUUUAAAUUCUCUUGAACACUUUAAAACAUGGAUGACCUUUGGGGAGAUGACGAUCUAGAUGCUGAUGUAGUUGAAGAAUGUGUUUUGCUUGCUACCCAAGCCAGCUUCUGUUCCUCCCCAAAACUCCAGCCACAGUGUCCAGAAACUAGUUUCACAGAAUGUAAACCCAAGUAUACCUUCGAGUUCAAACAACCUAGUACUAGCCAUCAGCCUCAAGUUCAACAGGCAAGUCAAAAAGUUGCACCAUCAAUGAGCAGAUCUCUGUCUUUGAUAGAACCCCAAAUCAACAAAAGCAUAGCCUCAGCCAACUUAAUAGAUGCAGCAGAGCUAGAAAAACUGAAAGAAGAGAAUCGUAGGUUAUCUGAAACCAAUCUUGUGAAAAAUGGUGAAACCACCAUCCUACGAGCUGAUCUUCAAAACAUAAGAUCAGUGAUGGAGAAGAGGGAGGUUGAAGCAAAUCAACAGAUAUCUUCGUUACAAAAGAAAGUCACACAAAUUGAUAUGCAGUAUUCAAAACAACUGGAGGCAUCCAAAACUGAAAUGAAAUUUAAGGAAUUGGAACUAGAAGAAUUGCGUAACAAAUGCAAAAAAAUUGAACAGAACGUCAAAGAGCAUCAACAGAAGAACAUCAGAGUGCCGCCAACUCCAGCUCAAGAAUCCCCCAAUGGUAGAAAGUUUUUAAAUAGAGCGGCUUUCGAAAUGACGAAAUCUGAGGGGCGGAAAAUUGCCACUGUUGAAACUGGGAUCCAAACUGAAGCUUUUAAGCUAUUUCGUUUGGAUUCAUCAAAUAACGAACUCGGACUUGAUAAUGCUACCGACACUGCAAUUCUGAUCGAGAAACUUAAAUUCAGUCUUCUUUCCUCUGUCCCCAAUAACGGUUUUUCCUAUACGACUGUACUGGAACAGUUGGAAAUGCGAAUGAUUUCCGGUGCGGACCAAGAAAAUUUGGUUAAAUUAUUCCAUAGCAGUGAACCUAGCGUAGCUGAAAUGAUAUGCAGCAACUUGGAAAGCCUCAAAAACACAGAUAGGUUGAAAUCGCACAUUGAAUUUUUGGGUUGCUGGAUCACUCAUAUUUUGCCGUUUAUUGAAAAGCCGAAGCAAGACCGCCUAAUUCAGACCGUUCUUUCAGAAGUAAGGCGGACAUCCUUUAUCGAUAUGAUGAGUAUCUUGUCAGCCAUCAUAGCCUGCUUUGGUUUAUCUCCAAUUUGCAACCGACAAUCCGGUUGCCUACUUGAGAGAGUUGCUCUAAAUCUAAAGGAUGCUUAUCCAUCAUUAACGGCAGAAGAUCAGUUUCAGGCCUCUCAAAAGCUGGUCCUUACUCUAUCAACCAUGCUAACUUCCCCUGCGACGGAAAAUCUGAAAAAGUGCUUGUGCAUUCCUCAUUUACUGAAAGCACUUGUUUUCGUUGUUCAGCAUCAAACUGAAAUUGAUGGACUUACACCUUACGCUGCAGAUCGUAGGCUGAAAAUGCUUGUACAAGCUUUCAGGUUGGCACUUGGUGUUUUGAGUUCUCGUCGGGAGCCUUGGGUAACGUACAAACAUUCGCCGGCUGAAGCGAAUCGUCUGUAUACAGUCCUAACGGCAAUCUCUGUAGAAUUUCCUCUUCCAAAUGAUACAAGCCAAGAGAUUAACGUUUCGGCAUUUACUUUGCCUGGAUUUGGAUUUUAGGGUUGAGUCGAAUGGCUUUGCUGACCAUGUGUGAUUAAAAUGUUAAUGUGAUAUUAUGAAAUAAUGUGCUCUUACCCCAGGCGAAUUUUCAACAACCAAUACAGAAAGAUUUUAUCUAA